Molecule: messenger RNA, 2870 nt
Organism: Labeo rohita (rohu)
Lineage: Eukaryota; Metazoa; Chordata; Actinopteri; Cypriniformes; Cyprinidae
Gene: fndc10
Product: fibronectin type III domain containing 10
Exons: 2
Coding region: 512-1321 (269 amino acids)
Source: RefSeq, a predicted model, not a curated record
UUGACGAUAUUGAUUAGCCUUGUUUUCCCGGUACUUUCAAUGAAACAAUGAGAAACAAAAUGCAUGAAGUCAAACGAGCUGCUUCCCUUAUGUACUGCGUACGUGUCCAAAACGCAGUAUUACCAGUGUAUUCUGUAGUUAAUAAUGACAGAUUAUUUUAGCAAAUGAUUAAACUAGUUACCAGCAGAUAAUCUACCCGUACAUGUGUUCAUUUAAUUCAGUACAAUUAGGACUGAUCUAGAGCAUAUUUUAACAUUAAAACACGUCUUUUGUAGAACAAAUAAGGGUUCGUGACGGAGAUGUGAUGAGAAUGAAUGAAAGCGAGAGGGAAUAAUGAUAAUUAAUAGUGACGCGUGCGCACUCGGACAGAUGCUCGCUCUCGUUCGGCGGCUGCAGCGGGAGGUUUCUCGUUCUCUGAGGUCGUCGCGCAGCGGUGUGAUGGCGACCGCACGCUCUCCGCUAUUCUCCACAUCUGUCCGUCCUUUGUGAAUGUUUAACACAUAAAUCAGACAUGGCACGCCAUCAGGGAUCGGUUCUCCUCCGCUGCGCGGUUCUGCUCGUCCUGAGCAGCGGGAGUUCUGCUUUACCGAACCGGACCAGCAGCGUCCGCGAUGCGCAAUACGAGACCACCGACAGUAAUAAUACCAAUAAAUACACCAAUAAAGACUCUCUGGAGUGGAUACCAAAGCUACAGGGCAACAGUACUGUAAAACGCUGGCGCGUUCUGGGUGAAGUCGGGCCCUUGUGCGCAUACCGCACUCUCGGCGCUGGUGACCCCGGGCCACUGUGCUUCCGCUACGCCCAACCUGACUUCAGGUGCGCCAGCGCUUCCUGUCGACAGGUGAGCUCACCAGGUGGGCAGCUCACGGCGAAUAUUCUGUCUAACGGAAGUGUGUUCAUCCAGUGGACGGUCGGUCACGAGGCCCUACCGACGGGUCUCACGCCGGUUCAAACGGGUGGCUUUAGGCUCAGCUGCUGGUGGAACGGCAGCUACACGCAGUUCGAAUGUGCCGGGGUGCAUUUGGGCAGCAGCUGCAGGGAUUAUUUACUCAACGAGCUGCACGCGAACGUGCCCUACCGCCUGUGCGUGCGGCCCUACGCCCUCGAGCGGGCCCAGGCCUGCGUGGAGUUCAGCCUCGCGCCCGGCGGCAUGCAGGACAUCGUUAUCGCCAUGACGACGGUGGGUGGAGCCAUCUGCGUGAUGCUGGUCAUCAUUUGCCUACUGGUGGCGUACAUCACUGAAAACAUCAUGAACCCGACGGCGCAACACACGCUUACCGCACAACACUCGCACAGGUCGCACUUACACACGCACCUGUGAAAACGCAUCACGCAUCGUUACCUUCACGCAAACACACACGCGCACCUUCCUACAACUCAGGAUCAGAACUGAAGUGCAGAAUCCACAUCGAACUGCUGUGCUGCUCCUGAGAUGCACUUUCACAACAUUACAACACACCGGCUGUGUUCGGAAUGGAAUACUUAGCUACUCUUUAAGAAAAAUACUGUGCGGUAUACACUACCAGUCAAAAGUUUUUAAAUAGUAAGAUUUGUAAUGUUUUUUUUAAAGAAGUCCCUUCUGCUCAGGAAACCUGCAUUUAUUUGUUCCAAAGUACAGCAAAUACAGUUAAGUUUUAAAAUAUUUUACUGAUUAAAAUAUAUUUUAAAAUGUAAUUUAUUCCUGUGAUUUCCAAACUGAGUUUUUAGCAUUAUUGCUCCAGUCACAUGAUCCAUCGGAAAGCAUUCUAGUAUUGUUGUAGUAUUGUUUAGAAAUCAGAAACAUUUAGAAAUCUUUGUAACACUAUAAUUGUCUUUAUCAUCACUUUCAAUACAUUUAAUGCGUCUUUGCAAUAUAAAAGUAUUCAUUUCUAUCAUCUCUUAUUUAUUAUACUAAUUCCAAGCUUUUAAAAGGUAUAGCGUAUCAUUUUACAAAAGCUUUUUAUUUCAGAUAAAUGCUGAUCAUUGGAUCUUUCGUGUAUUAAAUAUUGGUGAUAAUAAUAAUCAGAAAUGUUUGUUGAGCAGAAAUCAGCAUAUUAGAAUGAUUUCUGAAGGAUCACGUGACUGGAGUAAUGAUGCUGAAAAAUUUUAACAGCAUUCACACAGAAAACAACUAUUUUAAAUAGAACAAAAUUAUUUUUUUGCUGUAUCAAAUAACCCAGGAUUGGUGAACAGAAGAGACUUCUGUAAUUAGAAAACUUUAAAAAUCUUACUGUUCAAAAACGUUUGUGUGCAUAAUUCUAAAAAUAGUAGUGUGCUAUUUUGCCACAUGACCUCAUCAUGUUGCACGUAAAAAGACUGUUUGCAUGUUUCAGCGCAAUUUUACAAUUUUGGCAGUCGAGAAAGACCAUCCAGUUCAUUCAUCACAGGUCAAGUCAAAAGCAUUGGAUUGUGGGAUACAGUAUACCACAGCAAUAGUAGGAAUGAUAGGACAGUAUGCUAUUCCGAACAUAGCCACACACUUUGAUAUAUACAACAAGCUUUUUUCCCUGUGUUUAUGUGCAUAGUCUGAUUUAAUAAUCUCAUUUACCAAAAAAACUGUGCACUCGUUGAUAUUUAGACUGAUAGCUGUAUUAAUAUUUGUUUUAGAAAUGCAAAAUAACUGCAUACGAUGGCUUUGUGUAAGGUAAUAAUGAUGUUUUGGGGUGUAGUAAGGAAGUAAAGGGACGCUGUAGUUUUGUACUCUGAUGUUCAGUGUGUCAAACCCAAUAAUUUACAGUAUGCCUUAUCUUUACACGACUCUAAUUCUAAUUCUGAGUUAGUAAUAUUCACCAAAAUAAGGACCCACUGACUGGCUGAACAGUCGUUUGAAUACUGUGCUUUUUUCUCUCUGUAAUACAAACCUUUUGUGUCAAUAAAGAGGGUGAAUUUAA